AUGGCAGAAUUUGUGUUUACAAAAUUAGCGGAGUCCGUUUUAUCCCAAACAGUAGAAAGAAUUUCUGAGCUUCUCAUGCAAGAAGCCGCUUCCUUGAAGAGUGUAAGGGAUGAUGUGGUGCUAUUGCAAGAGGAAUUGAGAUCCCUUAAGGGCUUCGUAAAAGAUGCAGACUCCAAGCAAGAGCAUGACCUGGGCCUCCGAGAGUUGGUACGACUAGUCAAGGAUGUAGCCUCUGGUGCAGAGGAUGUUAUCGAGAAUUACAUCCAUGAAGUUGCCUCCUCUUACAUCAAAGCUUUCCAUAAUAAAAGUGUUCGCGCCCAGAUCAGCUUUGUCCGGGAAAGGAUCAAAGUCAUCUUUACAAGUAUGCAGGCUUGUGGGAUCACAUCUGUUGCUGCUGGAGAGGCCGGGACGAGUAGUUCAAUGGCAGAGCUGCAGCGGAGUUUGCGAAGAUCAUCCCCAAAUAAAGAAGAUAAGGAUCUUAUAAUCUUGGAUGAAAGCACCAAGGCUUUAACAGAAGAACUGACUAAGGAGGAAGAUCAGCUCUGCAUUGUCUCGGUAGUGGGCAUGGGCGGUUUGGGUAAGACCACUCUUGCCAAGAAAGUGUUUAAAAAUGUUAAACAUCAUUUUGACACUGCAGCUUGGGUUUUUUUAUCUCAAAGAUUUGUCCCAAAAGAUGUUUUCAUUGAAAUCUUGACCCAGAUUUUGGGAAAAGAUAAAAUAGAGAAAUUGAAUGCUUUGAAAGAGCAUGAUCUAAUUGAAUUGCUUAAGGAAGAGCUCAAAGAGAAGAGGUAUCUGGUGGUCCUUGAUGACAUAUGGACGAUUGCAGCUUGGGAUUCUAUAAAACGUGCUUUCCCACAAGGAAAGAACGGAAGCAAGCUUCUUUUUACCACUCGCAAUAGGGAAGUAUCAACGUCUGCUGGUCCUUCAAGCCCCCCAAUUGAACCUCAUUUUUUGACAUCGGAAGAGAGUUUGAAGCUUCUACAACGAAAAGCAUUCCCAAGAGGAGGUUGUCCACCAGAAUUUAAGGAGUUGGGAAUGGAGAUGGCUCAAAAAUGUGGAGGACUACCUCUUGCAGUGAUCGUACUUGGAGGCUUGUUGAGUACAAAAAGUUCAUUGGUUGAAUGGGAGAGGGUGUUGGGAGACGUAAAAUCGUACUUGAACAAAGUGCAAUCACAUCAACAAUACGAAGGAGUGAAUGAGAUAUUAGCGUUGAGCUACUAUGAUCUACCUUACUACUUGAAACCCUGUUUUCUAUAUUUGGGCAACUUCCCAGAGGAUUCCGAAAUAUCCAAAAGAAAAUUGAUAUGUUUAUGGAUAGGAGAAGGAUUUAUACCCACAACGAGGACAAGAGAAGAGAUGAAACAAACAUUGGAAGCUGUAGCAGAAGGAUACUUGGAAGAGCUGAUCCACAGAUGCAUGGUUCAGGUGGAGAAAAGGGACCAUACAGGAAUAGGUGUCAAAACAUGCCGCAUGCAUGAUCUUAUGCGAGACUUUUGUAUAUCCAAGGCAAGAGAGGAAAGCUUUGCUCAGAUUAUCCAGCAGCAGCAUGAGAGCAACUCGUCUACUGAUGUUUCUGCAGCUUCUUCAUUUGAGCAUUUGGAUGGUAGUCAUUCCCGAAGACUAGUCAUUCAUCCUGGUGUUGAUCUUUGUUUCAAAAAACCUUGGGCAUGCAGCACCCUUUUCAGAAAGCUACUUGUUUGCAAUAAUAAUCCAUCUUCUUCGUCUUCUUCUUCUUCUUCAUUGGUGGAGUCUAAGUGGGUGGAACAGCAGGUACAUCCCAAUCUUCGUUCUCUUUUGUGUUUGGGUGGCAUUCUUUCUUUAUCAACAUUAAAAUCAAGCAAUUUCAGAAUGUUGAGGGUGCUGGAACUUCAUUUUCGUUCUAGAUCUAAAAUUCCUGGAGGCAUUGGUAAUUUAAUUUGCUUGAGAUAUUUGUGUCUCCGGUCUGAUCAUGAAAUAAGUCUGCCAUCCUCCAUAGGUAAUCUGCACAAUUUGCACAUUCUAGAUCUCAAAGAUAAUUGGGAUCUCAUAGGAUCAGUAGGCAUGAUAUCAAGAUUGAUACGUUUGAGACAUCUGUCACUUCCUUAUUCCAUUGGGUAUAAGCAGAAUGAUUUUCGAAUAGAUAAACUAAAAGACAUUGAGACUCUAGAGUAUAUACCAGCUUAUGUGUUGAUUAGAUCAUAUGAUGCACUACACAAGUUGACUAAUCUUCGAAGCAUAUCGAUAUUCUAUCGUCGUGAUCAUUAUAAUUAUAAUGACGAUGAUGUGAGAAGGGUGUUGGGGUCCCAAAUCGUUCAAUCAGGCCGCCUAACAUCCUUGGAAAUAUGGAUAUGCAGCACCGAAGCUAGAUUUCCAAGUCUGGAAUCACUUUCCUCAUGUCAUAGUCUCUCUAAAUUACUUUUGUAUGGGGAGAUGAAAUUCCAACAACAACAAGGAUUAAUACAUCUUCCACAAAGCCUUACCAAAUUGAUUCUAUCUCGGUCUGAGAUGGUGCAGGACCCAAUGCCAGUGUUGGAGAAUAAGCUACCAAAUUUAAGGUUUCUUAUGUUUUAUUUAAAUGCAUAUGUUGGUUCUAAAAUGGUUUGCUCUGCCCAUGGAUUUCCAAACUUAGACACUCUUCAACUCUGGCGGUUAGACAAUUUAAGAGAGUGGAUAGUAGAGAAAGGUGCGAUGCCGAGUCUCAAGAAAUUAACCAUUGAACAUAUUCAGAAAUUAGAGAUGAUUCCAAAAGGCUUGGAAUUUGUGACUUCCCUCAAAGAAUUGGAAAUUGAAGACAUGAAGAAUUCCUUCUGCGAGAAGCUUCAAGUGAAAAACGGAAUUGAAGGGCAAGAUUACUACAAAAUCCGACACAUACCCUCUAUCUCUUUUGUCAGGGUUCGCUAA
Molecule: messenger RNA, 2880 nt
Organism: Ziziphus jujuba (common jujube)
Lineage: Eukaryota; Viridiplantae; Streptophyta; Magnoliopsida; Rosales; Rhamnaceae
Product: disease resistance protein RPP8-like
Exons: 1
Coding region: 1-2880 (959 amino acids)
Biological process (GO): defense response to other organism
Molecular function (GO): ADP binding
Source: RefSeq, a predicted model, not a curated record